Messenger RNA from Coregonus sp. 'balchen', 2023 nucleotides. NCBI's taxonomy places the organism in Eukaryota, Metazoa, Chordata, Actinopteri, Salmoniformes, Salmonidae. The record is from the annotation of a GenBank genome assembly.
AUGUCUAGGCCUAAUCCAACUGGAAGUGAAUGCAGUCACACUAGAAUGAAUGGAUGUGUUAAUAUUCCACAAGAGUUGCCAGACUUUCUGCUGCAGUUCACCAAAGAUGCCAUCAGAGCUCAGCCAGAGGAUAUCCUUGAGUAUUCCACUGUGUGAGCUCAAAAAACUAUUUUAAAACACUUGAAGAAAAAUAUGCUUCUUUGGAUUCCAGCAUUUCACUGUAUGUACCAUAUUUAAUUGUAAACACACAGUGAGUGAAGUUUCAAAGCCCAUACUAUUUUUGUUUGUGCAGGUACUUCACAGCUAUGGAGAAAGGACAGUCAGUGAAUCCACAUCCUGAAACCAAAAUGGAACUGACAAAUUAGAUAUUGGGAAUUUUACAUUCCCAAAUAUAAUACUGUAUCUUAGGUCAUUUCUUGAUGUGUAAUUUGUGCACACUUGCAGUUAACAUUCAAAGCAACACAGAUUAGGCCUACUAACCUGGAAUUCCUUCAAAGGUGGACAUCCCUUCAAAUUAGUGGAUUCGGCUAUUUCAGCCACACCCGUUGCUGACAGGUGUAUAAAAUCGAGCACACAGCCAUGCAAUCUCCAUACAUAAACAUUGGCAGUAGAAUGGCCUUACUGAAGAGCUCAGUGUCUUUCAACGUGGUACCGCCCUGCUAGAGCUGCACAGUCAACUGUAAGUGCUGAUAUUGUGAAGUGGAAACGUCAUUGAGCAACAACGGCCCAACUGUGAAGUGGUAGGCCACACAAGCUCACAGAACGGGACUGCCGACUGCUGAAGCGUGUAGCGUGUAAAAAUCUGUCCUCAGGUGCAACACUCACUACCGAGUUCCAAACUGCCUCUGAGAUCACCAUGUGCGAUGCCAAGCGUUGGCUGGAGUAGUGUAAAGCUUGCCGCCAUUGGACUCUGGAGCAGUGGUAACGCGUUCUCUGGAGUGAUGAAUCACGCUUCACCAUCUGGCAGUCCGAUGGACAAAUCUGUGUUUGGUAGAUGCCAGGAGAACGCUACCUGCCUCAAUGCAUAGUGCCAACUGUAAAGUUUGGUGGAGGAGGAAUAAUGGUCUGGGGCCGUUUUUCAUGGUUCGGGCUAGGCCUCUUAGUUCCAGUGAAGGGAAAUCUUAAUGCUACAGCAUACAAUGACAUUCUAUACGAUUCUGUGUUUCCAACUUUAUGGCAACAGUUUGGGGAAGGCCCUUUCCUGUUUCAGCAUGACAAUUCCCCCGUGCACAAAGCGAGGUCCAUACAGAAAUGGUUUGUCGAGAUUGGUAUGGAAGAACUUGACUGGCCUGCACAGAGCCCUGAACUCAACCCCAUCGAACACCUUUGGGAUGAAUUGGAACGCCGACUGCGAACCAGGCCUAAUCGCCCAACAUCAGUGCCCGACCUCACUAAUGCUUUUGUGGCUGAAUGGAAGCAAGUCCCCGCAGCAAUGUUCCAACAUCUAGUGGAAAGCCUUCCCAGAAGAGUGGAGGCUGUUAUAGCAGCAAAUGGGGGACCAACUCCAUAUUAAUGCCCAUGAUUUUGGAAUGAGAUGUUCGAUGAGCAGGUGUCCACAUACCUUUGAUCAUGUAGUGUACCUCCCAGUUAUCUGAACGGGGGAGCAUUAGGAAGCUGGAGAUUGGGUAUAUGAUAUGGAAAAGUUUGUAUGUGCCAGAGGAUACCUUGAGCCACAUCCUUUCAAUGGGAAAGUUCGGUGACUAAAUUGAAUGGAAUAAAUUCCUUACUUCAUGUUGCAGUUAUCUUGGAAAGGUAAAUAUUAAUGCAUUCAAAAUGCUAAUUAUAUGUCAUUUCAUUGUAGAUCAUUUCUAUACAUAGACUAUAUACUGUAUCUCUCACAUGACCAAUAAAGUAUGUGUCCCUUGAGAAAGAGGUCUUUUGACUCCAAUGGGACUUCCUGGUUAAAUAAAGGUUGAUGCUUUAUUCACCCUCUUAUUCCAUAUCUUGACAGACCCUUAAAGCUGCCCUGAGUUACGCCUGCUACAUACUGAACUGCGAUCCCAACUGUAAGCCUCCAGAUGCA